Didymella exigua CBS 183.55 is the source of this 3438-nucleotide messenger RNA. RefSeq names its product AIP3-domain-containing protein. The transcript has 4 exons. Lineage: Eukaryota; Fungi; Ascomycota; Dothideomycetes; Pleosporales; Didymellaceae. The record is from RefSeq and is a predicted model, not a curated record. The coding region runs from base 1 to 3438 and encodes 1145 amino acids. Gene Ontology annotation, biological process: establishment of cell polarity. Gene Ontology annotation, cellular component: cytoplasm; cell tip. Gene Ontology annotation, molecular function: cytoskeletal regulatory protein binding.
AUGGCCGACGAAGCGUCUUCGGUGCGCUCCUCGCAGGGCUCCUCGCGCCGUGCACCCAAGAAUCCCCAGCAGCAGCUCUCGCAGAUUGAAAAGUCCGUCACCCACCUGCUCGUCGCCACCAAGCAGCUCCUCGAGACACUGACACUAUGGUCGCGCGGCACCGCCACCGAGAGCGAGGUCUCGGACGUCUACGUGCGUCUGGGCUACGAGUUCAACAUCGCCUCGCGCGCCUUCAACGCCAUUGGCGUCGACACCACCGACCUGGGCAACGUGCCGGAGCUGCUGCGCGGCAUCCUCGAGGAGACGCUCAGCCAGGAAGCGUCGCAGACGAGCCUCGACAACUUCCUGCCGCGCAUACGGGACAUCAUCAUCAACCUGCUGCACGGCCUGAAGAAGAAGCAGCAGCGCCUGCGCCAGCGCACCGCCCGGGACGCCUCGUUGAACGGCGGCAGCCCCAGGCAGGGCAGCAUAGCGAGCACCGGCGAGCCAGAGGAGCCGCAGCAGACGCGGGCAUCGAGCCAGCGGCUGCCAUCGCGCAACGAUGAAAACGGCCACAGCCUAGACCGCCCUCCGCGGUCGUCGUCGGUUGCCGGCACCGGCUCUCUGACCAAGUACGAUGCACUGCCCGCGAACCCUCGCGCGAACCGCAACACCGGCAGCAGCCACAUGUCGACAGACUCGUCCAUGUCGAGCACGACCGCCCAGCAGAUGCCCGUCAUUGCGCCCUACCCGACCGACGACGCCAUGCCGGCGACGCCAGACCCGUCGCAGUCGUCGCAAAACUAUCCCGCACACUUCCCGCCGCCGCCGCCGCCGCCGAAGCAGGAAGAUGCUCUCGCCGCCUUGCAGAGGGGCGGAGAGCUGGAGAGGAGGGCCUCGCGCCGCUUUUCUGCCUACCAGAUCCAGAAGCACCUGGGCACAAACGGCAUACCGCUUCCGCCCGUGCAGAACUCGCCCAUACCGAAUCGAGGCCGCGACGUGAGGGAGUCGAUGAGUGCAGUCAGGACAAGAGGCUCCACGAUGCACAGCCGGCAGCGGUCGAACCAACAGCGCCCGACCGUGGACACGGCUGUGGACAGGACGAACCACGUCUCGAGGCGCAUCUCUGAAGAGAGCUCCCAGAGCGGAGCUCCUGUUUUGCCUCGGCCGCAAGAGCCCGACGCCCAGCUCAGCCCUAUGCAGCAGACCCCGGAAGACAUGCUGGGCAAGCCCGACUUCCCAGAGCCUGACGGGCCGUCUCUCGAAGCUACGAGUGGUCCGCUCGGUGAGCCAAUCGACAUGGCCGGCGACUCUCCGGAGACACGGCCGGCACAGUCCAACGGUAUACCCGUGAGGAAUGGCUCUCGGAGGGCUGCCAAGUCACCGUCUCCACAGCCGCAGCCGUUUGUGCCGGACCUGUCGCCCCAGGCUGGCAAAGAGCUCACCUUGUUCCUGCAGUACAAGAGCAAGAUUAAAAAGUACGUCUUCUCUGACGGAUCGGAGCUGUCCGCUGGACGGCUGCAGCUAGCCUUUAUUGAGAAAUUCGCCUGGGACACGCAUCGACACGGUGAGCUCCCGGAGAUCCACAUCCAGGAUCCCGUCUCGGGCGUGCGCUACGAGCUGGACGACCUGAACGACAUCAAGGAGCGCUCGGUCCUCGUGCUGAACGUCGAACAGCUUGAUGAGGUCAAGAAUCACAUUGAUGAAAAGUUUGGCGGGCUGAGAGAGCUGGUGGAGAGCAUCAAGACUGUUGUUACCGAUCAGCAGUCGGCCAUUGACCGUGUUGCUGAGCGCCAGCAGCAGACGGCACGCGAGCUUGCAGGCAUCGCAGCAGCACCACCACCAACCUCGGCACGCAACUCGGCGCUCCUGCCUUCGAGGCCGCUGCAGGGUGGCCUUGCGGCAGAGGGCACGCUGGCAUCAGCCGCCCAGCUGAGCGAGGUGCAGGCGCUGCGCCGCGAUCUGGCUGUUGUCAGACAGACUUACUCUUCGUUCGUCUCAGACAUCCAGGCCAGCAUGUCCGCUGUGCGCACCAAAGCAACCGCCGUCAAGUCGACCGCCGUCAAGGCCGCUCUGCCCACGCUCGACGGAGACACUGGCCGCGCAUACAUCAACACGGGCAAGAAGAACCUGCAGGAUGAAUCGGAGAAGAUUGUCAACCGAGUCGACGACCUCCAGGAUCUUGUCGAAGAUCUCCGCAAAGACGUCGUCAUGCGCGGUGUGCGACCUCUGCCCCGCCAGCUCGAGGUUACCGCCAAGGAUCUGUCAAGGGCCACCGCUGAGCUCAAGAAGCUGCAGGACUUCCUUGCCAAGGAGAAGCCACUGUGGACCAAGAUCUGGGAGCAGGAGCUGCAGACGGUCUGCGAAGAGAGGGAUCUUCUCACCAUGCAGGAAGAGCUCGCAGCAGAUUUGCAGGACGAUCUCGAAAAGGCCACACAGACGUUUGAGCUUGUCGAGCAGGCCACUAAGCAGCAGAACCUGCAGAAUGAAAAGGACCAAGCCAAGGGCACCCGCUCCGCCAGCGGACAAAAGGCCCUGAACGCAGUCGCCAUGGACAAGGUUGUCGACCCCCGUCAGGCCCGCGACGGAGUGCUAGGCGAGGUCAAAGCCUUGCAACCGAACCACGAGAGCAGGCUCGAAGCCAUUGAGCGCGCAGAAAAGGCUCGCCAGCGCGAUCUCGAGACCAGACGCGACGACGAAUUCAAGCGCGAGCUCGGCGACUUUGUCACCGAAGGCAAACUGAAGAAGAGCGGUGGGGUCGAGGAGGUUGAGCGCGUCCGCCUCAUGCGAGAGGAACGAGCUCGCAAAGAGCACAACGAGCGCGAAGCGGAGCGCAUCAGGAAGAAGUCGGAGAAGAUGGAGAGACAGCGCCAGGAGAGGAUGCAGGCCGCAGCCGAAGCAGCCGCGCAAGAAAACGGCGCCGAGGACAAGGCUGAAGAGCCAGCCCCCGCUGCGCCAACCGAUGCACCAGCACCGGAAGCACAGGAAGAGGCCAAGGAGGAACGGGCACCGUCGCCUGAAGGAACACGGCAACUAAGCUACACCGUCCGCCCGUGGGUCAAAUCUGGCAUCCCGCUGCCAAUGCAGAUGCUCGCCCACACGCCCAUGGCGAACCAGUUCCCGCACAGCCCAUCACCACCGCUCCGCGUCCUCGCCUCCACCGAGAACACCCCUCCGAACCCCCGCACCACGGCGACACCGCUCAGCAUCGACGCCUCGCCCCCCUCGAGCCGCGCGCGCACGCACAAAUCAGCAUCCCUGAGUCUGCGCGCGAGGGACCGACACGACUCGAGUCGCAAGUCGACUCCCACGCGACGCCCCAGGGGCAACACGGCGCCCACUGCGCCGUGCACACCGGAUCGCAGGGACGGCGCGGAGAGCGCGCUGAGCUUCACGCCGAGCAUGCGCGGCCAGCAGUUGGCGAGCUGGCUGUCUGGACUGCUGGGACGCGGGACCUGA